CCCUCCUGUUUUUAAGAAAAUGUUCCCCAUAUCUGACCCCAUGCGGGACUCGUGGCAGACGGUCCCUAAGGUGGAGGGGGCUAUUUCUUAACUUGCUAAACACACAACCAUACCAAUUGAAGACAGUUGUGCUUUCAAAGACCCUAUGGAUAAAAAAUUAGAGGGUUUACUUAAGAAAAUUUUUGUUCAACAAGGUUUUCUUCUCCAACCUAUUGCGUGCAUUUUUCCUGUAACUACUGCAGCUGCUUUCUGGUUCGAGGCGCUGGAAGAUGCGCUCCAGACGGAGACCUCAUAUGAGGACAUUAUGGACAGAAUUUAAGGCUCUUAAGCUGGCUAAUUCUUUUAUCACAGAUGCCGCUUUCCAACUAGGUAAGUUAGCGGCAAAAAAUUCAGGUUUUGCCAUUUUAGCGCGCAGGGCGCUAUGGCUAAAGUCCUGGUCGGCCGAUGUGUCGUCAAAAUCCAAACUCUUGGGCAGCGUGAUUCCCAGCCUGUGACCUGGAGCUAACUAUUUAAUAACGGAACUGUCAGCCCCGGCGGUAAUACGGAAGCAUUUUUUACAAGUCCACUGAAGAAUCUUACUUAACCUAGUCACUGCACAACAGAAAAUGUCUGCAUACAAGCCCGUCGCCAUCCCCUCCUUCCCUAAACUUGGUGAGAAGAUCACACAAGACACAUUGUACUGGAAACAUUACAAGACACCUGUUCAAAUUAAGGAAUUUGGGGCAGUAACAAAAAUAGACUUCUCACCUGUGCAGCCGUGUAAUUAUGCAGUCACGUCAUCUACACGCAUUCACAUCUAUGGACAGUACUCUCAGGAGCCUAUCAAAACAUUCUCACGCUUCAAGGACACUGCAUAUUGUGGAACCUAUAGAAACGAUGGAAAACUUGUGGUUGCUGGUUGUGAAGAUAGUGUUGUUCAGCUAUUUGACGUCGGUGGAAAAGCUUCACUGAGACAAUUUCAUGGGCAUAGCAAAGCAGUGCAUUUUGUGGACUUCACAGGUGAUAAGUACCGGAUUGUGUCUGGUGCUGAUGACUAUGCAUCUACAGUCUGGGACAUUCCAAACAGCACUGAAAUAGUUUCUUACAAGGAGCAUACAGACUAUGUGAGGUGUGGCUGUACCAGCAAACUCAAUGAUAACAUUUUUGUAACAGGCUCGUAUGAUCACACUAUCAAAGUAUUUGAUGCAAGAACAGAGCACAGUGUUAUGAACAUGGAGCAUGAGCAUCCGGUGGAGAGUGUACUUCUCUUUCCUUCUGAAGGGCUUCUGGCAUCUGCAGGUGGUCGUUUUGUUAAAAUCUGGGACAUGCUUAAGAGAGGGCAGUUGCUAGUUUCUCUAAAGAAUCACCACAAAACUGUUACCUGUCUGUGUCUAAGCAGCUCUGGCCAAAGGCUACUAUCAGGGUCACUAGACAGGCAUGUUAAAGUGCACAGCACAACCAACUAUAAAGUAGUUCACAGCUUUGAUUAUGCUGCCUCGAUUCUAAGCCUUGCAUUAGCUCCCGAUGAUGAUAUGAUUGUGGUUGGAAUGACCAAUGGUGUGUUGAAUAUCAAACAUCGGAAACGUGAAGAAAAGAAACUGUCUCAAUCAAGUGUAAAGAAGAGACAUCCAAGAUACAGAGUGUUUGUAAAAGGCAAAGACUAUAUGCCCAAGCAGGAUGACAUUUUCGUCAGUAAACCAGAACACUUGAGAAACUAUGACAGACUACUGAAAGGUUUUGAGAUGUCAAAAGCACUGGAUGCUGUCUUGGUGCCUGGCAUAAGGCUUUCAACACCUGAAGUUACAGUGGCUGUCAUGAAUGAGUUGAACCGCAGAGGAACGCUUAAAAAUGCCCUGGCAGGUCGAAAUGAGAAAGAACUAAGCACUCUUAUGCUCUUUCUUUUAAAAAAUCUUGCAGAUCCAAGGUUUUCUCAUAUUCUGGUGAAUGUGGCAGAACAAAUUAUUGAUAUCUAUGCUCCUAUUAUUGGACAAUCUUCUGUAGUUGAUCAACAAUUUUUAAAGCUUCAAGAUCUCAUACAAAAAGAAAUUUCUUACCAAGAAGAACUUUUAGAAGUAUUGGGCAUGAUGGACACACUGUUUGCAACAAUGACAACUAAAAAACAAACUGUAUUGGAAGAGAAAAUGCUCUCAACUGCCCAAGACUUUGAACCAAAGAAUGUGACAACUUUAAACCAAACUGCAUGAUUUUGGAGUUCCAAAUGGACAUUGACCAUCUUUUUAUACCAUUUUUUUAAAAUAUAUUUUUGUUCAGAACAUCACCAUCUUUAGACAUUGGAUCUAUGAUUGUCUACCAUAAUGUAUAUUAAAUAGUCGUGUCCCAGAAACCUUUUCAAUUUGAAAAGCAUCUCUAAAUGUACUUUUAAAGUUUAAAAACUGCCUUGUCACUUGAUGUGUGCAGAUGCCAUUUUCCAUGUGGUUGAAUGUGUAUUAGAAAAUAAAUCCACAUUCUGUUUGGUUCUCAAAAAAAAAAAAAAAAAUCCAAACUCUUGAACAUCCCUU
Messenger RNA from Bombina bombina (fire-bellied toad), 2498 nucleotides. Its product is annotated as U3 small nucleolar RNA-associated protein 15 homolog. The transcript has a single exon. NCBI's taxonomy places the organism in Eukaryota, Metazoa, Chordata, Amphibia, Anura, Bombinatoridae. Gene Ontology annotation, molecular function: protein binding. The coding region runs from base 606 to 2183 and encodes 525 amino acids. Gene Ontology annotation, cellular component: nucleolus. Gene Ontology annotation, biological process: rRNA processing; positive regulation of transcription by RNA polymerase I. The record is from RefSeq and is a predicted model, not a curated record.